AACAGCCAUUGCCUGACCAGCCCCCAAGAGGAGCGGACCACGGGUGUGUGGCCCAGAGUGAUUUGUGCAGCAGCGUGAAGCCGAACAGGAUUACCACUUACAGGAUGCUUCCUCUGCUGUUCGUCGUCCUGGCGCUGGCCGCGGCCCCCGGGGCCGUCCUGGCCCAGCAGGUCGAGCAGGGCGCGGCCCUUGGCUCCUCCGCCCCCGCCGCGGCCUACGGCCCUCCCCAGGCCUACUCCGCGCCCGCACCUGCCGGGCCCGAGGUGAGCGCCCUGACCCAGGACGACGCCGCCUACGUGCCCUACGCCUACAGCUACUCUGAGCCCGGCUUCAGCGUCCAGACCGGCUACGAGGGCUACCUCGUGCCGUACCAGGGCCACUCCGUGGCCGCCCCCGGCCCCCUGGGGCUGCUCGGCGCGCUCGCGCUCCCCAAGAUCGGCAUCAAGCUGUUCCCUAAGGUCGGGCUGUUCCUGCUGGGCUUCCUCUUCCUGCUGCUCAUCGGCGGCGCCUUCACCACGGCCGUGUGCGCCUUCACGCCCUUCUGCACCAUCUCCUUCCUCGGCCUGGGCCUGACCAGGAACACCAUGCGCUCCUACCUGACCCCCGACCGGCUGACCCAGACCACCGCCUUCGUCCUGGACGCCAUCGACAAGUACAAGGACUUCUCCAAGAAGGUCAGCAAGGAAGCCAGGGAGGCCCGCAGCAAGGACAGCAAGAGGAGGCGCAGGUGAAGUGAGUUUAACCGCGCUGCCACUGACUGCUGACUAGCCACACCUGCUGAGAGCAUAGAUCGAUUCUGGACUGGUAACGGAACGAAGAGCGAACACGAACCUGUGUUGAUCCGUCCUGACUUGGCAUGCUAGCAGGAGGUGUGGCGAUCCUCCCAUAGUUCGUGAUGUGGCAUGUUCCUUAGAAGCUAGUCAAAAGUUCUGGAGCAGCAGAUGUAAAAGGCUCCAGAGCUGUGUGUUCUCUCAAAGUGGAUGAGGGCAUUGAGCCGCAGCCUUUCCAUUGAACAGAGAGGGUUCAUGUUGUCGAUGUAGUUCCUGGUACAGCUUAUCGAUAGUUCAACCUUAUU
Messenger RNA from Frankliniella occidentalis (western flower thrips), 1075 nucleotides. RefSeq lists its product as uncharacterized. Bases 105 to 731 code for a protein of 208 amino acids. NCBI's taxonomy places the organism in Eukaryota, Metazoa, Arthropoda, Insecta, Thysanoptera, Thripidae. The record is from RefSeq and is a predicted model, not a curated record. The transcript has 2 exons.